GUCAGACGGCUCCACACUGUAUACAAACAGUACACCGAACUUUAGCUGAAGAUUUAACACACAAAUUUCUGCUGAAAAUAGUAAAUUAAUUUGUAAUCCUCUAAAAUUUACAUUUGCUGACACAAAAAUGGACCCCAUUGCGGUAAAGUUCCAGCACUCACAGGAGGUUUGCUGGAUUUGCGAGAGGCCGGACCGAGAUUUGUUCGAUCUUACCGCUGAACAGAGUGAAAAGUUGAUGCAGCUGAGCCAGCUGCAGCCUAACCACGACAAGCCGGUAGUGACCCGAAGCCUCUGCGAGGACUGCAUCAAGCGCCUGGACGAAGCGUACCGGUUCGUUAGGCAGUGCGUCGAAGCCGAGAACCGACUGCAAAUUUCCAUCGCCCAGCAGGAGCAGCAGCAGGUAAAGAUUGAGCCGGAAGAUGCGGAGGAGAUUGAGCCCACUGUCGAGUGUUUGCUGCUGGAGUUCAAACCAGAUCAGGAGGAACUACAAGAAGACAUGCCGCCGGUUGACGAGCAGGAGAAGGAUACGAAUGAGAUUGUUCCAGUGAAGAGUCGGGAGAAGCCGAAGUACAUACGGCCGAAGAAGGACUAUCGCUGUACAGUGUGCGAUAAAGUAUUCGGCAGGAUGGAUUCAUUCAAGCUGCACCAGGAUAUGCAUCAAGGGAUCAAGAGGUAUUCCUGCGAAAGCUGUGGCAUGAAAUUCGUCCAGAAAGGAGGCUUGAAGCGUCACGAGGAGAACAUUCACCAUAACAUUAAGCGUUUUGUGUGCAACGUGUGCGGCCACGCUUUCAACGAAAAGCAUCAACUCAAGGUUCACGAAUUUAAGCACAUGGAGAAGAACAUUGCCUGCGAGCAGUGCCCGAUGCGGUUCAAAUCCGCCGAAAGUCUGUCUCGUCACAUGGUCCAGCACAAUCCGGAAGCGAAAAAGGAGAAACGGAUGCGGUUCAAAUCCACCGAAAGUAUGUCUCGUCACAUGGUCCAGCACGAUCCGGAAGCGAAAAGCGAGAAGCGGCAAUUUGAAUGUGACAUUUGCCACAAGACGUUGUGCAGCUCUUCUGUCCUGCAGAAUCACAAAAAAAUCCACGCGGAGCCCGGCUUCAUUUGCAGCGUUUGUGGCAAGCGGUUCACUACGAACAAUUUGCUGAAACUCCACAUGCGCAGUCACUCGGACGAGCGCCCGUUCGCUUGCGACAUCUGCCCCGGGAAGUUCGUGGGAAAAGACCCUGCAGGACCACAAGCUGAUUCACACCAAGGAGAAGCCGUACCAGUGUGACUUGUGCGAGCGGCGUUUCCGGACGAGAUCACAGUUCAGAAAUCACCGAUUUCUGCACACCGGGCUGAGACCGCACGUGUGUCCUAUCUGCAGCAAGGACUUUAACCGACCCUGGAACCUGCGGUUGCACAUGAAGACCCACGCGGGACGCGUCCCGGAUGACGGCGUGGAGGCGGACGCUGACAAUAUGGCAUAAAGUUUGGUUGUUAAGAAAAA
Messenger RNA from Culex quinquefasciatus (southern house mosquito), 1489 nucleotides. Its product is annotated as zinc finger protein 354B. The transcript has 4 exons. Gene Ontology annotation, cellular component: nucleus. NCBI's taxonomy places the organism in Eukaryota, Metazoa, Arthropoda, Insecta, Diptera, Culicidae. Bases 128 to 1273 code for a protein of 381 amino acids. The record is from RefSeq and is a predicted model, not a curated record. Gene Ontology annotation, molecular function: zinc ion binding.